This is a messenger RNA of Candidozyma duobushaemuli, 1083 nucleotides long. RefSeq names its product type 2C protein phosphatase (gene PTC7). The coding region runs from base 1 to 1083 and encodes 360 amino acids. NCBI's taxonomy places the organism in Eukaryota, Fungi, Ascomycota, Pichiomycetes, Serinales, Metschnikowiaceae. The transcript is spliced from 2 exons. The record is from RefSeq and is a predicted model, not a curated record.
AUGCUCUUAUCGGCGCUCACCAAAAGAGCCCUUCUUGGCUCUGCCAAGUACUCAGCUGAGCCGGCUGCUCUCAGACGUUUCAUUUCGUUUUCGCCAUUUGCCAGAUUCUCCGAUAACGCAGCUUCCAACAACUACUCGUCUGAUAAGCACUGGAGCUCGGGAGAACAGGGGCCCUCUUCUGAAUCGCCCAAUUCAUCUUCCACAGGAGCUGCCUCCCUGGCCUCUGCGUCAUACAACUACGACAAGGCUUCGAUAGACCGAAUCGUCAACUUCAAUGUCGCCGUGGCGUUCCAGCCCAAGAACAGAACAAAGUCCAAUGUGUUCACAAGAAACAAGAAGCUCUCGCCAGCCGAGACGUCGCCCUCUGGUGAAGACAAUCUUUUUGUCUCGCAGCAAUCCUCAGACGGCUAUUUCGCUUUAGGUGUGGCCGACGGUGUCGGCGGCUGGGCAGAGGCUGGCUACGAUUCCUCUGCCAUUUCCAGAGAAUUGUGCCAUAUCAUGAAGACCGUGUUCGAGUCCGGUGACAACGGCCACAGCGUUACCCCAAAGUCGCUCCUCUCAAAAGCAUUUGAGGACGUCAUGGCUUCGCCUAAGGUCGAAAUUGGCGGAACCACAGCUUGUCUCGGUAUCUUCGCCCCUGACAGGAAGCUCAAGGUCGCCAACUUGGGCGAUUCUUGGUGUGGCGUGUUCAGAGACCAUAAGCUUGUGGAGGAGACGCAAUUCCAGACCCACAACUUCAACACUCCUUUCCAACUAGCCAAGAUUCCACAGCAUAUCUUGCAAGAGGCUGCUCGCCAGGGAAAGAGCUACAUCACAGACACACCAGCCAUGAGCGACGAGUACGAGUGGCAACUUGAAAAGGGCGAUCUUGUGCUUUUCGCUACUGACGGUGUUACAGACAAUGUUGUGCCGCAAGACAUUGAGGUCUUCUUAAGAGAUAAAAAUGAGAAACAGGCUACUUUGCCAGAUACAGCUACCAGUCUUGUGAGUGAGGUGGUGAAGGAAUUGUCUAGGCUCACGGGACAGAAGUACUUGGGUGGAAAAGAGGACGAUGUGACCAUUGUGUUGGUCGAAGUGUUAUAA